UUUCGGCUCAAGCUCUUCUGCUUGAUAGUUGUAGUACCUGGUCAGGUUCGAAGCGAGGUGCUGCUUUGACCAGGGCGGUACUCAGGCCAUGCCGCCAGCCACGUACCGGAUAGAAGGAGGCGACGUACCCGUCGGGGUUCUCACGCUCGACGAUGGGAAAAUGAACUCAAUCGGCUUCGAAAUGAUCCGAGUCCUCCACGAGGCCUUGGACCAGGCCGAGGCGGACGAGGCCAAGGCGCUGGUCAUCACGGGGACUGGGAAGGCUCUCUCUGCGGGGUUCGACCUCAGCGUGAUGGGCGCAUUUCUGGGUAAGGGCGGUGACCUGGCCUUGGUCCCGAAGCUGGUGGAGGAGGGCGGGAUGCUGCUAAUGCGGGUCUUCUGCUUCCCGAAGCCGGUCGUGUCGGUGGCCUCGGGGCACUCCCUAGCCUUCGGGGCCAUGCUGCUACUGGCCGCCGACUUCCGCGUCGGCCGCCGCGGCUCCAAGGCCAAGUUCGGCCUGAAUGAGACCGCCAUCGGCCUCGAGAUCCUGAGUUCGGCUGGCGCCUCGCACAGUACCGGCUCCACCCCACCCACCUCACGGUCUCGAUAACCCAGGCCGCCAUCUACGGCGCUGAGGAGGCCGUGGCCGUCGGGUACCUCGACGCCCUGGCCGACGUCGACCCGCUCGCCGUGGGCCUCGCCAAGGCGCGGCAGCUGGGGGGCUACGUGAAGCAGCCCGCGUUCGCCAGAAUGAAGGUCAAGGAGAGCGGAAGGGCCUGGUCGACCCGAUUAUAGCGGGCAUGAGGGCGGACAUAGCCGUGUUGUUCGGGGCGCCGAGCGCCUCGAAGUUGUGAGCGGGCAGCAUUGGCUGCUGCGCGGAACGAUGGCCGAUUUUUGUUACCUAACAGCGAAGACUGAUAGGUUUCUAGUGGUGUCAAAAGAGAGCAUCAGAUGACUCCACAGGGGGGUCUGGGCAGGUGUUGGGAGUUGCCGGCCUCCCGCCGGAUGUAUGCCAAUGCUUCGGGUUGAAUGAACAGAGGGAUCGGCAGGUAGGGCGAUAGGCCCGGCGUCGCGACCCCGACCUUCUCUUCGAUGAAGAUUCGGCUUCCCUGCCGCCCUCCG
Molecule: messenger RNA, 1101 nt
Organism: Prorocentrum cordatum
Lineage: Eukaryota; Dinophyceae; Prorocentrales; Prorocentraceae
Source: the annotation of a GenBank genome assembly